CGAAGGCGGGUUCUGCCGCUAUUUAAACCUGAAUCCGACAUCUCGCAAGGUUCUGGACUCUUGAUUUCAUGACGCGACUCGUCGGAAGAUGAACUUUCCAUCAUUUCUCCGCGACUCCUCUCUCCUGCACUUGCCCAUUGUUUCUUCUGCGGUGAAUUCUUAAAUGAAGCCCUGUUGCUGCUGAAGAACACACUAAACGAUACUUUUGAUACAGCAGCAAACACCCUGUUUGGACUGUGCCUUUUUGCGAGAAGAUAACCAUUUCUUUUUGUGAAGAAGAUAGAGAAACAGUUCCUAAAGGCCGAUAUGGGCCGCACUUCGCCGCUUAAAGCGGGCGCCAUCAUUGUACUGCCAAUUCUUGUGAUAAUCAUCCCGACAAUCAGUGCAGCACCUGUACAAGAAAAUUCAGUCAGUCAUGAAAAAGGUUGCUUCUACAUGAACAAACAUCAUCCAAGUGGAGAAAAGAUUGAAACGAAUGAACCAUGUCUCAACUGUACGUGCAUAGGUAGCACUCUGAUGUGUUACUUGAGGGUAUGUCCAUUCGUAAAACCUCUGGGAGAAAACUGCGUUUCAGAAAAGCGUGUCGGCGACUGUUGCCCUACGUUUUGGUGUCCUCAAGUAUACCCGCACUCCACGACAGAGAAGCCAGACACUGAGCCCAGAGGUUGUUAUCUGGAUGGAUUGUACUAUGACGAAGGUGCUCGCAUCCCUAUGGAUCCCAUGAAGCCCUGUGAAGUAUGCUACUGCAUAAGAAACACUUCAGUGUGCACCAUGCAACAAUGCGAACUGGAAAUCGACGGAUGCUUCCCACAAUAUAAACCCGGAAGUUGCUGUCCAUCCAGAUAUAAUUGCACGGACCAGGCUGCUACAACUAUUCCUCCUGGAAUUAUGGAACCUGAGGAAUAUGAAGGAUGCAAAGUCAAUGGCGUUAUGUAUAAGGAUGGCGAAUCUGUGCCUUCAAGUGAUAACUGUGAAACUUGUUACUGCAUGAAACAUGAAGUGGUAUGUGCUGUACAAGAAUGCACUGCUCCUGCAGAUAAUUGUGUUGCUGGAGAAAGAGAAGAAGGACAAUGUUGUCCAACAAAAUACGAAUGCCCGCCUACUACUGGAAUAACCGAUUUCUUGACUACAUUUGCUUCAGUCGAAGAUAUCGGUAGAAAUGUAUCCAUAAGUGAAGAUCACACGCCAUUAAUCCCAGAAUUAUCCACUACUGAUUUGGAAAGCAGUCUUAGACCACUAAUUACUAUGCAAGAUGCUGGAAUCAAAGACUUACAUAUAUCUACUGUGCCAACUGACCUGAAAUCAGACAUUUCAAUUACUGGCAAAAUUACAGAAGGCCUAGAGGAGAUUACUACAGCUUCAUUGGAGGCUGAAGUUUCAGAACUGGUAACCGAAACUCAUUCUGCUGAAAAUGCAACAUUCGUCACUUCGGAUCUAGUUUCCCGUCCAAGAGAGCCAAAGAUUACCGAAGUUCCUGAAGAUUUCUUCACGUCUGUAACUGCUCCAAAAGUGACAGGAAAACCUGUAUUCUUCCCUAGUCGACCUAUACCUGGCGAAGGAGUCUGCCGCCACGAAAACAAGACGUACCAAAGCAAAGAGAAAGUACCCUCUUCAGACCCAUGUCGUCUCAAUUGCAUUUGUGUUAAUAGUGUUGUACAGUGCGAACAAGUGGAAUGUGAUUUGACGCCACCCGAGUCUAGAAAUAUUUGUAAAAUAAAGAAACUACCAGAUGAAUGUUGUCCUAAAUACAUUUGUGAUGACACAGAUACAAGUGAAGAACCUACAUUAACUACUGCAACAAUAAAAGAAAUACGACCAGAAAUUUCUGAAGAACCUCUAGAUAUGAAGAAGACAACUCUAGAUAUUUUGGAUACUUCAACAGAUCACAAGAUAUCUCUUGCCGCCGAAGCAGUUACUGAAUCGUUGGGAAUUGAUACAACUACAGUUAAAACUAUGUCUGUUGAAGAUAUUUCUAGAGAGACAGCAGCUAGCAAAGAAACAACGACCGUUUCAACAGCAAGGGUUCCAUUAGUUACAGAAAGUGUGGAAAUCAAAUCCACAGAUCUCACGAAGGACAAGGAAUCAGAAUUACUGACCACAGAAUUACCUAAGGUUCCUACAAGUGUAAGUGAAGAACAGACAAAAGUAACGGUCGUUGAAACCGUGUCUGACACCACAGUCACAGUUCCUAUAAAAGAAGACACCGGUGAGACAGAAGCAGAGGCUGAAAUCGAUGACAAAAAAAAAACAACUACUCCGAUUGAUGAAAUGGAAAUAACAGAAGCUACCAAGAAACAAUUAACAGUUACUCCAAGUGGUGAAAAGGAAAUAACAGAAAAAACAGAAGCUGAGAAAACGGAACCAUCAAUUUCAAGUAAAGAAUACACUGAAAUUAGUGAGAAGCCUGUUUCAGUAACAUCUGUUGGUUUAGAGAGGACUACACAACAGGCUGGUAUGGAACAAGCUGAUGAAAUGUCGACAACAUCUCCAAAAGAUUUCGAAUACAUCACCACGACUAGCAAACCUGCAUUUACGAUUUCAAGUACUACUGAAGAAAUAACAAUGAAAGAAACUGGAAAAACUACUGUUGCAGGAGAUGAACUUACAGAAGCAACAGAGAAAGCAGUGACGUUGACUACUGCUGUUGAAGAGAAGGUCACACAAGAGAUUGAAAUCGAAAAAGAAAUUAAAACAUCCGCUACUCCCAUGAAAGAAACGGAAUUCACGGCAACAACAACCAAAUCUGCGCCAUCUAUUCCAAGUGUUACACAUGGAAUUACAGAAAAGGAAGGAAUUGAAGUUACUGGUACAGAAUUUACUAAAACAUCCGAGAAAGACGUGCCUCUGACGUCUGUAGCUGUCGAGAAAACCACACAGGAGGUUAAAAUUGAGAAAGCAGGUUCAACAACUGUUAUUCCCGUCAAAGAAUUUGAAGUAACUUCGACGACCGUUGAAUCUACACCUUCUACUCGAAGUGAUGCAAAAGAAAUUACAGAACUAGUAGAAGCUGAAAUAACUACUGUUCCAGUAAAAGAUAUUACUGGAAUAACAGAGAAAGCUGUUUCAUUAACUUCUAUUGGUGUAGAAAAGACAACUCUAGAAGUUGAGACCGAGACAGCAUUUGAAACAUCGUUUACUCCUAUCAAAGAAUUUGAAUCAACCACAACACCUAGCAAACCUGUAUCGUCCACUCCAAGUCGCAUUACAGAACUAACAGAGAAGGCAGAAGAGGAAAUAACCACUCCUCCAGGUAAAGGUGUUACUGAUGCAACCGAGAAAGCUAUUUCAUCAAUUACUUUGGGUGUAGAAAAGACAACUGAAGAGACUGAGAUAACGACAACAACUGAAACUCCUGUUACACUCAUCAAAGAAUCGGAGCUCACUACAACCUCCGCCGAACCUGUAUCAUCCACUUCAGAUCAUGUAAUAACAGAGAAGGCCAUGGAAAUAACAGAGAAGACUGAAGCUGAAAUAACUACUGUUCCAUCUAAAGAUGUAACUGAAACAACAGAGAAAGCUAUAUCACUGACUUCUAUUAGUGCAGAAAAGACCACACUAGACACUGAAAAGGUUAAAAUAAGUGAAACAUCGGUUACUCCCACUAAGGAAUUGGAAUUUAAGGCAACGACAGAAAAGCCGACAACUCCAAGUGUUGUAUAUGAAGUUACAGAAAAGGAAGGAAUCGAGGUUACUCAUGCAGAUAUAGAACUUACCGAAUCACCUGAAAAAGCUGUAUCUCUGGCAUCUACACCUCUAGAGAAUGUUCCACAGGAAGCUGAGACUGAAAAAGUAGAUAGUACUUCUAGUAUAAAAGAAUUUGAAUCAAUCACAACUGUCGAAUCUAUAUCGUCCACUCGCAGUGAUCUAAAAGAAAUAACAGAACAGGCAGAAACUAAAGUAACUACUGUUCCGGUUAAAGACAUUACUGAAACAAUAGAAAAAGACGUUUCAUCUACUUCUGUUGCUGCAGAUAAGACAACUCUAGAGGCUGAUAUCGAGAAACCAAUUAAAACCUCGAUAUCUCCCUUCACAGAAUAUGAAUUAACAACAACAACCAUGAAACCUAUAACAUCCACUCCAAGUCAUGUAAAAGAAAUAACAGAAAAGCCAGAAGCUGAAAUAACUACUUCAUCAGCUACAACUCUUACUGGAGCAACUGAGGAAGCUAUUUCAUUAACUUCUGUUAGUGUAAAGACAACUCUACAGGGUGAAAUUGAAAAAGAAAUUGAACCAUCUGUUACUCCUAUCAAAGAUUUAGAAUUAAUCACAGUGACAAGUAAAGUUGCAUCUUCCACUUUAAGUAGUGUAGAGAUAGCAACAGAAAGCGUGGAGGCUGAGCAAACUACUGGGCCAGAAGAAUUAACUAAAACAACAGAAAAAGAUGUUUCACUGACUUCUAUUGAGAUAGAGAAAAUCACACAAGAAUCAGAAGCUGAGAAAGCAGCUGACACAUCCGUUACACCCAGCAAAGAAAUGGUGUUCACAGUAGCAACAAGCAAACCUACAGUUUUCACUCCAAGUGAUAUAAAAAAAUUAACAGAAAAAGAAGAAGCUGAAAUAACUACUAUUGCAGUUCCUCCUGUUGAUGUAGAAAAAACAACUCUAGAAGUCGAAAUUGAGAAAGCAGUCGACACAUCGACUACUUCCCUCAAAGUAUCUGAAACAACGAUAACGACCAGCGAACCUGUAUCAUCCACUUUAAGUAUUGCUGAUGAAAUAUCAGAGAAAGCAGAAAGUGUAAAAACAGAAGAACCAUCCAUUGAACCAAGUAAAGAAUUUACGGAAACCACUGAGAAGGCUGUGUCAUUAACUUCUUUUGCUGUUGAGAAGAGUACACAGAAAGUUGAUACCGAGAAAAUAAGUGAAACUACUUCCUUUAAGGAAGUGGAAUUAACUGAAACUACUAGCAUACCUAUAUCUUCGACCUCAAGUGAUGCUAAGAAAGCAACAGAAAAGAUAGAAGAGAAACAAACUACUACACCAGGAGAAGAAUUUACCGAAGAAACCACAAAAGCCAGUAUAGUGACUUCAGUUAGUACAAAAACCACAGAAGAUGCUGAGAUCGAGAAAUCAGUUGAAACAUUGGCUACUCCUUUAAGAGAAUUUGCAGCCACAACGAUAAGUGAAAUUGCAUCAACUACUCUAAGUGGUGUGGAAGAAAUAACGGUAAAGAUAGAAGCAGAACAAACCACCACUUCUAGAGAAAGAUUGACCGAAAUAACCGAAAAGAGUGUAUCAUUGACUCCUACUAGUGAAACGAAAACAACAGGAGAGUCAACAACUGAAGAAGCAAUUAAAACAAAGGAUACUCCCCUGAAAGAUUUUGAGUCCACUUCUACGUCUGUCGAACUCGUUUCUUUAACGACUGAAAGUGCAAAAGAAAUAACAGAAAUGGCAGAAGCUGAAAAAGUUACAUUUACCAAAGAAACGGAUGAAGCCAUGUCAGUGACUUCCAUUGAUGUAGAGAGAACCUCUUCAGAAGCUGAAAUCGAUAAAGAAUUUGAGACAUCUGUUACUGACCUCAAAGAAUUAGAAUUAACCGCUACGACCGACAAACUUGUACCAUCGACUCCAAGUGACUUAGAAGAAAUAACUGAAAAGGAACAAGUAAAAAUGACUACCAUUUCAGCUAAGAAAUUUACUGAAGCAACCGAGAAAGCUGUACCAUCGAUAUCUGAUGGUGCAGAGAAGACCACAUUAGCUGUUGAGGUCGAGAAAGCAACCGAAACAUCUGCAACGCCUACUAAAGAAUUGAAAAUUUCUGAAACGACCAGAGAACCACCUGUAGACACUUCAAGCCAUGAAAUGGAAAUAACAGAAAAAGCGGAAGCAGAAAUAACUACUGCUCCAACGGUAGACUUUACUAAAGCAACAAAGGAUGUUAUUUCAUUAACUUCUGUUUAUGUAGAAAAGACAACUGUAGAACCCGAGAUUGAGAAAGCGGUUGAAACAUCGACUUCUCCCACCAAAGAAUUUGAAUUAACUACAACGACCAAAAAACCGGUAACGUCCACGCUAAGUUCUGUAAAAGAAAUAACUAAAAAGGAUGAAGCAAAAAUGACAACUCUUCCAACUGAAGAAUUUUCUGAAGGAACUGAGAAAUCUGUAUCGUUAACCUCUUUUACUGCAGAAGAAACUACACAAAAGACUGAGAUCGAGAAAAAAGUUGAAACACAAACAACUCCCAUCAAAGAAUUUGAAUUAACCACGGGAACUAGUGAACUUCUUUCAUCCACUGUAAGUAAUAUUGAAGAAAUAUCAGAAAAAGCAGAGGGAGAGAAAACGAAAGAACUAUCUACAGAUCUAAGUAAAGUAUUCACGACUGCAACUGAUAAAACUAUGUCAUCAACUUCUGUUGAUAAAGAGAUGACCACUAUGGAAGCUGAGAUCGAAGAAGUUGGUGUAACAUCUACUACCGUUUCAGAUUUGGAAUUCAAUAUUACCACAGGUACGCCUGUAUCUUCCACUCCAAGCGUUGUUGAAAAAAUAACAGAAAAGGCUGAAGGGGAAAUAAUUACUGCUCCCGUUGAAGAAUUUACUGAAGCAACUAAAGAGGCUGAUGUCCCAAUUUCUGUUGGAGUCGAAAAAACUACACAAAAAGCUGAGAUAGAGAAAACCGAUGAAACAUCAGUUACUCCUUUCAAAGAAUUGAAGGUAACUUUAACGACCCAAGAAGUUGUAUCAUUUACUCCGAGUGAUAUAGAAAAACUAACCGAAAAGGCGGCAGAAGAACAAACUUCUUCAGAAACCGUUACUUUGGAAACAGAACACCGAACGACGCCCGUAACAGAAAAAUCAACUAAACAUUUUACAAUAGAUUCCUCAGAAAUAUCCGCAUCUGGAGAAGAAAUGGACACUUCAAGAUAUUCAGACAUAUUUACGGAUCAUAUAACUGCUGAGACAGGUUCCUCUUUUGACAUAUUAGACUUAAAAAGGAAGACAGAAACGACAAGUUUCUCGGAAGGCACGAAGACAUCCGUAGCAGUUUCAGAUGAUAUUUCUCUGGCUGAAAUCUCUACUACUGAAAUUCCUGUAUCCAAACAAUUAACAGGAAAAGAAACGUUGACAACAAUCUCUGAGGUUUUCGUUACUAAAAUAGCCGAAAAGGAGGAAAGUAUUGUUCCUACAAGUGAAGAAUUGCCUAAGAGUACUACUGCAACUGGGGCUGCGGAUGAAACAAAAUUUGUAACUUCAGAAACAACUAUUCUUGCGACAUCGGUUAAAGAUAUUGAAGCAGAUAGAAAGGCUACAGAUGAAGCAAAAAGUAGUUUGUCAGAUGUAUCACUAACUACUGCACUGGCAAUUGAGAAUCAAACGUUUUCCACUACUACUUCAACAAUAACAAUGAGUGAUACUUCUAUGAAGACAGAAUUCACUUUAACAACUCUUCCAACGAUCAAAUCUGGAGAAAGUGCUGACGAAGCUUUUGAAUCACAAACUACUACCUUUGUUCCUGAGAAGACUGAAACAGGAUUAGUAGAAUCGUCAACUUCCGCAUUUACGGCAUCAUUAGGGGAAAAAGUGCAAACUCUUACUCCAACAGAGCUAACGAUAAGCGAAUCAAAAACACCUUUUAUAACUACAGAAAUAUCCGGUAUAAAGGAAUUUACUUCUGAAAAAUCAGAUACGAUUGCAGAAGAAACAGUUACUAAAUCAACUUUUGAAUCUUCGGAACUUACUGAGAAAUCUGAAACAAAAGAACUACUUAUAUCAAAGGGAAUUUCCAGUGAAUCAACAACUAUAGAAGUCAUUCCUGAGAAGUUGCCAACAACAGAAAGUUCCACUUCUUCCGAUUUAUCUCAAGUUUCUGAAAAGGAUGAUUCGAAAAUACCAGCAGAAACCGAAAGAGGAGAAGAUAUAUCCCCAAUUUUGAAAGAAACCACUUUGUCCGAUGUCAUCGUUACUUCAACAAUAACGACAGAGGUACCGGAAAAGAGUGAUAUAACUACAUCAUUUGAAAGUAAAGAAACAAAAGUUACAACUGAAAUUUCUGAUGAAAAAAUGAAAGAACAAAUUUCUACACUUGGAGCUGAUAAAACGGAUUUAACUGCUGAAAUUUCAACUCCUGGAAUAAAAGAUGUUGUUACUGACAUUAAAUUCGGUACAAGUUCAACAGAAGUAGCUGAAUCUGAAUCAUCAACUGAGCAUAUUUUUGUAGAUAAAACUACGACAGCAGAGCCUCAAAUAGAAACAUCUAGUUUAAUUACUGAUAUGACACAGGCAAAGGAAGGCGAGAAGGUUGUUACGGACGAAUCGACAUUGGAAUUUGAUAAGAAAAUCUCCACCGUAUCGGGAGAGAUCACAUUAUCAUCAUCUACCUCCUAUACUACUUUGGAAGCUGAGGUGACUACACAUGAAACAUUUGCAUCGAAAUCAUCCAUCAGUACCGAAAUGCCAGAAACUGAGGGCAUAUCAAGUACAAGUGUUCCUCCAACUUUGAGUUCAAUGAAAACAUCAGAAUUUACAGAAACUGUAACUACAGAACGAGGAACUUCAAUCAUUGAUAAAUCUAUAUUCGAUUUGGGCGCAGAAUCGCAACAAACUAGCACUGGCCAGGGAACAACGGAAUCUAUUGUUCUUUCAGAUAAAUCUGCACCAAAAGAAACAACUACAUCAGAGAAAUCGACGGCAUCAGACACAUCGCUUGCAUUUGAUUUAUCUACUUUAUCAGAAGAAACAGAUGUAGUUUCAGAUGAAACAACUAAAUUAGAGGUAACUGCGAGUGAAGGAAUGAAAACGUCGGAAAGCAUAGAUACUGCCUCUGUCACUGAUUUACAAAAAACUACAGCUACGUUAGAAGAAACAACAGGCAGUUUGGAAAUAAAGGACUUUUCAGAUCAAUCGGUUAAACCUAUUUAUAUAUUAACUACAAAAGAAACAGACCAUUCGGUAACGCCAAUUUCUGUUGUCACUGAAACUACAGAAAUAUUUUCAGUCAGUGAACAACAAGCUGAAAUAAGCGAAAAAACUGCAACAGUGAUAUCUGAAUCCCCAAAAAUUACUGAAUUUGAGACGACCACUACAUUAGAAGCUUCAAAAGUCACUUCUGAAAGUGCGGAUACAAAACUGACAACUACAACAGAAGAAUAUGAAGAAUCUGAAGGUACUCCCAGUAAAGAAACUGAAAAAUCAAUCACGAAAAAAGAAAGUGAGGAAGAUGAAGAAAUAUCUACGAAGAAGCCAAUAACAAAAGCCUUUUCAGAAACUGGUACUGCUGCCACAUUUACCCCAACAAAAAUCCCACUAACAACACCAAAAGAAGAUAUUUCUAAAGAAAGCGAGACAAGUUUUACGACUGCGAGUACCGAAAAACUUCCAGAGAAACUGAGUAGUAUUACUGAAUCUUCAUCGAUAUCAACUGAAAGCAUCACUAUUUCUGAUGAAUCUUUAGUAUCAAAGCAAUCAACAUUUGAACAAAUUACUGAAUCUCCUAAACAAAUUGCAGAUGAAGAGGAAAAAACGAGUGAAACAGGAUUUACAUCAAAAUCUCAUGUUACCGAGACACCAGAGGGAGCAAUAACACAACAAACAAAGCUUGCCGAGAAGGAUACAAAGCCGACCACACUUUUGAUAAUGUCUACUACAGAUGCGUUCUCUCAAACAGAUUUGUCUGAAAGCACAACAAAAUCUAUUACAUUCAGACCUGAUAUUACAACAGAAAUUCAAGAAUCUGAGGAAACUACAAUUACGCCCGCUGUUUCUCUCAAAACAGAAACCUCAACAAUAAAAGCUAAACCUGAAUAUACGGAAGAGAUGGUUACUAAACUUCCUUCAGAUACGACUGAAGCUGAAAGGAUUGCUGAUAUAACAACACCUGCAUCUUUCCAAAUUUCUGGAAAGGCAGCAUCUACAGCUGAAGUUAAAGAAAUUGAGGUUUCUACUCAGCCAGCUGCUGUGACAUCAAAAGAAUCAACCACAAUUUUAUCUACUAAAUCUGAAAUUACAGAGGAUACAAUCAGUGUUUCGAAGCAGACAGAAAUUAUUAAACCCUCAGAAAUAUCUAUAGUUUCUACUACUGAAUUCACAUCUACAACUUUAGAAGCUUCCGACAAGACAACUCCUGUGAAAGUAACUGGCCUUGAUAUUGAGGAAAUUAGCCAUGCAGAGGAUACUAGUAUUACACCAGUUUCAGAAACAGAAAAGGAAACUCCAAAAGGAACGAAAUUUAGUACUGUCACAGUUGAAUCAGCAAGUAGCAUUGCUUCAACAAAAUUAUUCGAAAAGGAAUUAACGACAUUCAAAUUGAGUGAUGCAGAAACCACCACCUCUCUCCGGCCAGAGAAACCAGUGGAUGUAACAGAAACUCCAACUGUCAAAGAAACAUCUUUAUCAUCUGAUACAACACCAGUAACAGAAAUUGGCACGAAGGCUUCUAUAACAGAGAGCAAAAUAAUCUCUGAUAUUUCUGGUACAAUUUAUUCACAAGAGCUGACAACUUCCGGUCCAGUAGAAACAACAAUGCUAGGAGAAACUUCUCGAUCAAAAGAAGUAACAACUGCUGAAAUAGACACUUUCAGUGAGAGACAAAAAGAAAGUACAGAAAUUGAAGCUGUUACUAAAGUUACUUCGCUUGAAGAGGAAAUGGCAACAAGCACAAUAUCAAUUGACUUUGAAAAAGAAACUGAUGUAGUUACCCUUUAUGAUGAAGAGCACCUAACUACAAAAGAAGAACUAGAGCCAAAGAUCCCAUUAUCCACUGUAGAAACUGUAAAACCUGGCGAAGUCACAGCUGAACAGAAAACUUCUAUAUCAAUAUUCGAUUUGCAGACUACCACUACAAGUGAAACGAAACGGUUUGAUGAAAAAGAAUUAACUACGUCGAAGAUCCUUGGUGCAGAAUUUUCUACAUUAAAACCCGAACAUAUAUCCGAAACUGUGGAUCUUUCAGAAAAAUCUGCGAUUACAACACCUAGUACUCUUAUCACUGAACAUGAGGAUCUUAGUAAAACUGAAACUUCAAUUGUAGUGGAAGAUACAAUUCAGAGUAAUAGAACAUUUGCAGUAGAUUCCAUGGUUGUUGCACAUUCAACUACACCUAUCAGUGAAUCUACAACAGAAACUGCUGAAAUAAUGAAGGAAAAAACUAAUGCAACAACAUUACAUGGUAAAUUUGACGUUUCAGAAGACUUAUUAAGUACUACUAAAAGCAUUACACAUACUACAUCUGAUCUACUGGAUGUGUCGACUCAAAAGGGAUUGUCUGUAUCACAGACAUUUGAAAGUAGUACUAUUGAAGUAACGACAAUUGAAGCGGAAACGGAAGCUUCAAAUACGGAAAAAUUAGAAGAGUUUAAAGGAAAAACUACAGUAAAAGCAGAAGUCGCCCAAACCUUGUCAUCUGCUGUUCCCAGUCUACCUACAGAAAUUGCCGAUGAAAUAAGUAAAUUAUCUACAGAGAGUACCGAUGAAGAACUCCCUGAGGAAGAAACGAAAUCUCAUACUGAAUCACCAUCUGAAAUAUCUAGCACUUCUAUGAUAACGAAAGAACCUUCAACUAUAGAAGCAGCUGCGGAAACUAUAACAUUUGAACAUACCACAGAAGGUCCAGUGACAAAAACAUCUCUGUCUAAAGUAAGCGAGACUUCUCAGACUACAGAGGAAUCGUCAUCUGCCAGUUCAGUAGAAGAGGAAACAACCACUCAUACCGAACUUAAAACUCCAUCAGUACCAUCUAAAAAGGGAGAGGAAGAUAUAUCUGAUGAAAUUCUCAAGAUAACUAGUUCACAAAUGUCUUUCGAAUCCGAAACAACUCAGGAGCCUAGAACACCAAUCACUGUUGAAUCAGUAACAUCAGGACAACCUUCUUUCACUUCUAAAGACAUUUUUGAGAAAAUAACAACACUUUCCGAGGAGUUAAUUACAGACAAGGUAUCUGAAACUAUUAAAGAAAUAACAGAAACAGUGACCGAAUCUUCAAGUAUUUCCACGAAAGAAGAAACUCAUGAUCGCAGAGAGUUUUCUACGGCUGGAGUAAAAGAAAGCACUUCUCCAACUAUGGGAACUACACUUUCUGAAGAAACAUUUGAAACAUCAACUCUUAUUUCCCCAGAAACAAUUAAACCUGAUUUGGAGAGAACUACACCGAAAGUGGCGGAGGAACAUCCACAGCCUGAAACUCCAAUAACUUUGACUGAAUUUUCCAUUUCCAGUAGUGAAACUACAAUCAGCACACAUUCUACUACAAUUUCCCUUGAGAAAGAAGAAACACGAGAUAUUGAAAGUCAAGAAGGAGAAGAAAAGCAUGAAGAAACAAGCUCAUUAUUAGAUGAGUCACUAACAUCGUCUACUAUUGAAACUAAAAUUACAUCUCAGCCCCCAGGUCCUGUCACUGAAUCUACAUCUUCAACGGCUACUACGACUCCGGAAGCAGUAACUGAAGCAUCUACUUAUUUAGCAGACAAAACUAGAAUAACUGCAUUUGAUGAAAUAGAAGUCAAAUCUACGACUGCUCAGAUUUCAACAGAAGAUAUCGGUGAAGCUGAAGUUACAACUGCAGAGAAAAGUGAUUGUUUUAUAAAUGGAACUUCCUACAAAGAUGGGGAACCUAUUUUGACUCUUGAACCCUGUGAAAAAUGUCAUUGUGCUUCUAGUGAAAUUAUCUGCUUCAAAAUUGUUUGCAAAAUUCCGAAACGAGGCUGUAUUCCAGAUACAGUUAAAGAACAUGAAUGCUGUCCAACCUCAUAUAAAUGUCCUACCGAAGAGGAAGCCACAGAAAUUGUGACUGUUGGAACAGCAUCUGUAACUACAAAGGAUUUGACUACACCAAUUCCAAUCAGCUUUAUGUUUUCCACUGUACCAACAUCCAUUUCCACAGCCACUCUCACUUCAAAAUCUGUUGAUGCAGAAGUUGAGGAAAAAGCACCUGCAGAUAAAGAGACGACACCAACUAAGAUCCCUCCUUCUUCCACAUUACAUAUAACUGAAGGCACUUCUCCAAUUACAGGCGAGCAAACGACAUCUAAAUAUCCCGUGGAUGCUACUGCUUUUACUGUUGGCACAUCAGAAGAAAUUUUAGAUAUUUCUAAAUCACCUUCAACCUUUAAAACAAUAGAAAUCACCACUGAAAGCAGCCAAUCUACAAUCAUUGAAAGUAUUCCUGAAAUAAAAACUGAAGAGCCAACAGUUGAUCAAAAACAAGACGUCACAGUUAGAGAAUUUAUUGAAAUAACUACUAAAUCUACCGAUGAGGGUUCGAUCAAAGAAUUUUUAACAACUGUGGAAACUGACAAGAAAUAUACAGAAGAAAAGAGUUCUGAAACUGAACUAAUAACUGAAAGAAGACAUCAACCUGCAGUCGCAGCUGAUGAAGAGAUCACAACGGUUUCGUUGACUUCAGAGAAAAAGAAAUUGACUACUCCGGCUUCUACAGCUGGUACAUCAACUGUAAGCGAAUUCACUUCUACUUCUCAUUCUGAUGAAAAGGUGAAAGAAUUUGAAUUAGAAACAACAACUGCGGAACCUUCAUUUGAGGUAGAAACGAAGUCAGCAGAGCCUGCAUUAACAGAUGAAGAAGAAAAGAUUACAAGAAUCUCAUCUACUACGGAAGAAAAGAAAUUAGAAAUAUCAGUCGCAGCAUCAACCACAACCAGUUUGCCAACUGUUAGUGAGAAUAUUUCUGUUCCCCUCACCGAUGAAAAGACCACAAAGGCCCAGUUAGAUAUAAUAACCAAGGAACCUUCCUUUGAUGUAAAAAUUGUAUCCACAGAAACUACUGUAGCUGAGGCAGAAGUGACUGCAUUAGAAGAGAGAGGUUCCACAGCGAAGCCCAUAGUCGUUAGUGAAUACUCAACUCCAGAGGAAUUAAAAUUUGUGACAGAACAAAUUACAACAAAGGAGGAACGGAAAACAAUAUUUACUACAGAAACUACUGAAAUUGGAACUUUCAGCUUUAGCCCUAUUACAGAUGAGCGAGAUAUAAAAACAACAAAGAGUUCUACACUAGAUGAAGCCACUAAAGAACAACUUUAUGACAGGACUGAAAAAUCUGAAACUGGUAUAUUCACUGGCACUGAGCCUACUGUAACAUACAAAGUAUCCCCCGAAGAAAAAAGUACAAAAAUUAUGCACGAUGUUACAGAAUCAAUAACAAUUACUUCUGAAUCUGGUGAAAGUUCUUCAGUAGAUCUGAAAGAAAUCGAAGAGGAAUCUACAAUCCCAACUUUGGAAAGCAAAUUACCCUCUAUUAGUUUUGAAUCGACUGUUGAAAGUAAAACCUCAGAAACAACUAAAGCUUCUGUUCCUGAUGUCACUUCUAAAUUCGAAAGCACUGAUCAGUUCAAAGACACAGAAAGUACGGAGAAAGAGACACCUCUUUCUGUAGAAAAAUUAUUUACUAAAGAAAAGACUACUCCAACCACUGAGAUUAAUUUGACAAGUGAAAGCACUGAAACUUCUGCGGUUGAAACCAUAUCAGAUAAGGUUACAAAACUGCCAUCUACUGCAAGUGAAGAAACUAAAGUAGAGAGUAUUACUCCAUUUACAGAAAGUACAAUGUCUUCUGUUAGUUUUGUAUUUACCACUGAAGAAAGGAUCAAAGAAGCAGAAGAAAUCGACAGCUCAAGUAAAGAGCCUGCUGUUGAAUUAAAAACGGAAUCUGUUUUAACUGAAAAAGUGACAGAAUUUGAAGCAAUUACUCCAACUGAAACUUCUGCUGAAGAGAAAGUAAGGACUGAAAGCGAAUCAGCAAGCGGAGUUACAGAGAAAACGUCACUCGCAACUGAAUCUGACGAUAUAAGUGUUACAGCUUUUACACCAGAAAAAACGAAAUCAGAAACAACAGUUGAAAGUACAGCAUCAACGAUUAGCUCAUUCAGUUCUUUAUCCGUAUCGCCUGAAAAAAGUACGGAGAAAAUCGAUGAAGUAGAAGUACAAUCGACUGAGAAAGUUUCGUCGGAAGUUACAACUAAAUCUGCAGGAGUUGAAAAGUUUACUCAGGAAACUGAUGUAACAGGAAAAACAACAACUUUGGAACCAGGCAAAAAGAGUACUACAAUCAGUGAAGAAUCAACUGAAUAUCCUAAAACUAAAGAAAUAGCUAUCGAAGCAGAAGCAGAAGCAGAAGCCACUGAGACAAUUUCAUCAGAAGUAACGACCAAAUCUGAAGAAGUUCAAGCAGUUACUCAGGGAACUGCCUUUACAGAAAAAAUAUCUGUCACAGAAUCAAGCACUAGAGUUAGUGAAGAAACAGAUAUGUCAUCGUUUACUAUAGAAGCUGGUAAGAUAAUAACUACGAUACCAGUUGUAUCAGAUAAAGAGAGUGAGGUGAAGUUAACUACUCAAGUUUCAGAAGCAAUAACCUCACCAACAAUCACCGUUACACCUAAAUUUAUCCUCGACUCAUUGAAAACAUCAGAAACCAAGAAAUCUGAUUUGACAACAUCAACUGAACAGACAGAAAUUUCAAAAGAGACUCACAAAAUAGAAGUUGAAUCUACAACUAAAAUGGCAGAAAUUUCGGAUGUAGAGACAUUCUCACAUUCUACAACAUUAAAACCAGAAGAGUCUACCAAAAUUUCAGAAAUGACGAGUUCUACCUCAGUUCCAGCAAAACUGCCGAAAUUAGAAGAUUCAAUCACGAGUACUGUAACAAUACCUGUAGAUAAAUCUUCAUCAACUGGAAAAGUCGAAACUACGUUAUCUACACAGAAAGUAAGCGACAUUGAUAUAACAACAGUAGAAGAAAAACAUACAUUUGAAGACCAAGUGACAACUAUGCAUGCUGAACUUACAAGUGAAGAAUCAGUAACUGGUAUUUUAGGAGAAGGUUUGAUAGAUGAUGGAAUAAAAUUUGAUAAAGAGUCAAUAAUUACAACUAAGAAAGCUGAAACUUCUGAGAGUACAUCUGAAAUUUCUUUCCAGAAAACGGAUGUAACGAAGGCUUUUAAAGCAGUUCCGGAAACAACAGAAGAACCUCUAACAACUUCUACUUUUAAACCUACAGAGCCAAAAGAUACAGAAAUAUCAGAAAAAUAUCUAAUAGAUACCGGUGAUAAAGUACAGUUUACUGAUACUGCAAGUACUGACUUCACAAGUUUUGAAGAAAAAAGUACUAAACCAAUUUUCGAAACUACUGCGUUUACGGAGAAGACCACACCAUCCCAAGAAGAUGAGUUUAGUGAGAGCAUAGAAUCAUUUACAGAAAUAAUUCAAACAAAUCAGACUGUUCCUAGCUUGUCAAAGGAAAGUACUCCAUUCUUCGAAGAUGAGCACAAAGUUAGUACUAUCGGUGUUACCAAACCUGAUAUUUCUGGGAAAGAAAUGACAACGCAUUUGCAACAAACUUCAAAAUCUGAAGAUGUGCAAGAAGGGGAAACGAGCUUUCAACCUAAAAUUACUACUACUAUUGAUCAGACUAAAACUACAGAUGAAAUAUUCAAAUUUGUUUCUACUCGUUUCACAGAUGUUGUAAAAGAAACAAAAUCAACAACUGAAGGAUUAUUUGCUGAAGUGUCUGUGCCAUCCACAACCUCCGAAUUCCCAACUGUUCUUAAAGAAUCAUUUACAACAAAAGGGCCAGCUAUUAAGGCUUUAGAUCAAGAAAUAAGUACAUAUUUGCCUGUUGAAAGUCAGACAACUCUCAAAGAAAUGGAAAUAUUAGGAAAAGACGAAUUAGUGACGAAAGCAUUAGUAGAACCAACUCCUUCCAUCGAACUAACUGAUGUAACAAGCGACAUGUUUGCAACUAAAGAGGAAAAAGGAAGCACAUCGGAAACCCAAACAAAGGUACCAGAACUGAAAUUAUUAACAGAAAUGACGGGAGAAGUAAAAGACACCUCUAAACCAUUAGUUGAUCAAACAUUAUCACCAGAAAUAUCUGCAAGUGCGGAACCAGAAAAUAUUACUUCUAGUACUCAAACAUCAUCACUGUUAAUAACGUCCUCAGUAAGUGAUAAAGUAGAUAUUGCUGCCGAAGAAGAAGUGGUUACUGAGCAAGGUCUAAAAUUAUCUACCUUGGUGACCGAACAACCAAUUGUAUCAACUGAAAGCGCAGAAAAAGUUACAGAAGCAAGAAAACUGACAGAUAUUUCACAAGAAGGUGUAUCAACGACCAUUGAUUUUAAGGAACCAUUUACCAUCUCAACUACAAUUUCUGAUGAAUUUAUUGCAAAAGAACAAACAGAAGCAAAAUUAUUAACAAAAUCUACAUCCUUACUAGAGGAGACAAGUAAGUUGUUUGAGGUAUCAAGUAUAACUACUCCAACACAUGCUGCUAAAACAACAACAGACUCAAAAGCAGAUGAACAUCUGUUAACUACUCUCGUACCAAGACAAACCGAAGACGCGAUUUCUAGUCAGACGAUAUUCGAUAAGACAGUUACUGCUUCAUCAUCUGCAGAAACUGAGCCAUCUGUUUCCACAGAAUUCCCACCUUCCACCACCUCGGUUGAUUUGAAAUCUGAAACAUUAACGACAUUCAAAGUACCGUCGAUGACAGACGAAACUGAUAUUGAAGCUAAAAUUGCUUCUCUAACUCCAUUAAUAAAAUUAGAUCUUUCUAGUACAAUAUCUUCUUUAAUAACUACUACAGUAGAAGAAUUAUCUCCUUCAGUAAAAGACCAAAAGUCAACAGCCUCAGUGUCUGAAGAUGAAAUAAUUACCAAAGAAUCAGAUAUGAUGACAACUUCUAGACCACUUAUUACUGGAAAAGAAACUGAAAUUUCUUCAGCUGAAGCUACCUCAAGCCCUAUUAUUCGACCUGAAACAGAUAAAGAGACCACUUCAUCAGAGGAGAGUGGAAUCGGAGCUGAAAUUGCAGUAUCAUCUACCACUGAAACUGCAAUUACUAAACAUGAGCUAUUAGAGAACAUUACUGAACUUCAAACAGAAAGUGAAAGUGAAACAUCCUCGAAGUCUGUGACUGACUUAUUAUCUGAAGUUUCAGAGACAUUUACUCCGACACCAAAGGAAUCAUCUAUCCCAGAAGUUGCUGAAGAGUUGUCUACUAAAUUCAUAACAUUAGCAGAAGAAGCACAAACUACUCAAAAAAGUCCUGAGCCGUUUUCACCAAAAGUAACUGAAUUACUGUCACCGACAAUAUCUGAAGCUCCACCCACUGUUGAAAUACCUACUGCCAAAGAUCUUGCAUCACCCACUCAAAAAACAGCUGAACCUUCUGUUCAAAAAUCUACCGAACUGCCAACCAAAGGAUUCAAGGGUAUAGAAACUACUCCUCUGCCACUAAUGACAACGUUAGCAGCUGCUGUUGUCAACGAAACAACUUCUACUGAUGCGGAUUACGUUGUAGACGAAGGAGCAUGCAUAUUUGAAGGACAAAUCUACCAAUCUGCCGAACAAAUCGUACGAGCUGAUCCAUGUGAAUUCUGCUUCUGUUUUAGAGGUGAUAUUAUAUGUUUGCAGCAAUCCUGCCCACCUCCUGCACCCAACUGCCACAGAACGAUGAUACACGGAUAUUGUUGUCCAAGAUAUGAUUGUCCUGUGCUUGUAACAUCACGCAACAUCAGUGCUCUCUCACGCCGGAAAGGUCAAGUACAACCUAUUAUCAUACAAAGACGAAUAGAAAAGAGAGCCAUAGAGAGGACUCCAAUGGAAGUGAAAGGUUGCCAGAUCAACGGAACUUUCUACGAAUUUGGCCAGACUGUAGCGAAGGCAAGCGGGCCUUGUCUUCAUUGUUUGUGUGAAAACGGUGGCAACAUGCGAUGCGAUCCAUUGAAAUGCACACCUCAGGAACCAUUACUAAUGAAAAUGAACAAAAGAUUUUUCAAGACGAGGAGAUAACGGAAGAGUUAUUCUAUAACAGUAUUUUGCCAUUUUAAAGAUUGGACAGGAGAAAAAAAUUGAUUGAGUGAAAAAAAAAGUUAUUAUUCGUUGAAUCGCAUGAACAGAUCAUCGAUUAAUUAUUUCAUAGAUCCAACGACAUUUGAACGUUCUUUUCUCUUCUCUAGUUCCUGCGCUGCUUUUGGUGCUUCAUCAGUAUUUCAUUUCGUAAUGAACCAUUUCUCCUUCGGGGAAAAUGAGUAUCGAAUCCAGUUUACAAACUUUUUGAAGAUAUCAGAAACUACCGACACUAGUUCAGGCCCUAAAAGUUUGUACCAGACUCUCAUCAGAAAAUGCUAAUAAUUCUCUUUCUUCGCUGAACAAAUAUCCCAAUGUGUCUUAACAUUUGAUAUCAAGAGAGAGAGUGGUUUUAAAGAAAUUUAGAGGCACAAAUGGGUGAAUAGGUUGAGGGAAGAUUGUUAAGCAAAAAAUAAACUAAAUUUCGGCCAGUGUGCGGGUGGUUACAAGCCAUGCAAGUAGUCAAACAUUUGUGUUUUAUUUAUACUUUCUGUUUGUCUCUAAAAAUGGUGAUCGAUUACUCAUACUUCUAGAGAAGAUUUGUGGCUGUUUUAGACGUCUGUAUGGAAUUACCGUAGGUAAUUCCACUUACAGACAAUGAAUCGAAAUAUUUAUUUUGUAAAGAUGAGUGAGAAUUAUAUAUGGAGGGUCUCGUAUUACAUUUCAGCCACGAAUCUUCUCAAAACGUGUAUCUGUUGUUGGUGUUUGAGUCCUUAUGUCCUGCUGCAGUUUUUUCUUUUUAUUCCUGGUAUUAGUGAGGUUUUGGUAAUCGUAGGCAAAUGAAAAUGGUGCCAUAACACGACGCUGUUUUAGAUAUGAAGUUGAAAAAAAAAUGAUAAAACACGCUCGCUUUUUCAAUUCUAAGUUAUUUUGAAGUUCAGUGUUUUCAGUAUUGUUUAAACAAUAUAUCGAAUUCCAUAUAUCUGAAACAUUCAAGAGUUUUGAAACAUCUAUUUUUUUAAAUCAUAUUUACAUCUAUAACAUGUGUUUAUAUACAUUGAUUCGGUGAGAUUUAUUUAAAUUUUUGCUAAAACUUCAUUUUGCUUUAUUAAGUUUAAGCAAUAUCAGAAUUUUAAAAAAUCUUUAAAUUUGAUAUUCAAGUUUAUAAUAAAAUUUUUUAUCAUUUUUUAAAAAAGUAGUGUGAAAGUAAAAAUAAGUACGUCAUCGAAAAUAGAAAUUAUGUAAAUAAAUGAAUCUCAUGUUUCUAAUUUUGAUUUUAAUUUUAAAGUAAUUUUUUUCAUCUCUUCAUUGCUUUUUAAUAAAAUUUUUCUUGCAUAAUUUUAUACAAAAUGUUGCAAUCAUGAUAGCAUUUUCUUAUUAUAACCAAUGUGCCUUUAAAACUGCCUGUGGUAUGAAAUAUUCAUUGCUCACUUUUAAAUUAUGAUUUAGAAUAUUCUGUAAAGAAUGAAAUUCCUCCAGCUUAUCAUUUAUACCGUCCUUAUACUGAAAAUAUGUUUGUUUGUCUUCGUAUGCGACAUGUUGGGAAAAGAAUUCUUGAUGUUAAUCGCUAUGUUUGACAACUUCAAGAAAACUUACGCAUAUAUUUUAUUUAUGCUUUUAGAUGGAGUUGUUUCACAUCCCGAUUGACAUAAGUGUAAUAUAUUUUUCUAAUAAACAUUUCAUGUCUGUCAAUAUAACUAUUUAUAAAUGAUUAUUUUUUGUUUGCGUUUAAAGUUAAUUUAAUUGCAUAGGAUAUGUUUAUUGAA
Messenger RNA from Argiope bruennichi, 20498 nucleotides. Its product is annotated as mucin-17-like. The record is from RefSeq and is a predicted model, not a curated record. The transcript has 17 exons. Lineage: Eukaryota; Metazoa; Arthropoda; Arachnida; Araneae; Araneidae. Gene Ontology annotation, molecular function: protein binding. Bases 307 to 18735 code for a protein of 6142 amino acids.